This is a messenger RNA of Enterobius vermicularis (human pinworm), 1212 nucleotides long. The record is from the annotation of a GenBank genome assembly. NCBI's taxonomy places the organism in Eukaryota, Metazoa, Nematoda, Chromadorea, Rhabditida, Oxyuridae.
AUGCCAGUACAGCAUUCUUCGCCGCAGCAGCCAAUGUUCCAUGGACAGCAACGUUCCUCACCUCAGCACCCCGUUUAUACGGGUCAGCAUUCUUCGCCUCAACAACCUGUGUAUCAAGCUCAGCAUCCUUCGCCACAGCAACCUUUGUAUCAAAAUCAGCACCCUUCUCCUCAGCAACCUAGCCAACCAUAUGCCAUUUUAGGUAGUAAUAUGCAAAGCCAUCAAAUGACUUCACAGGUUACAACUCAAAUGAUACCCCAACAUGGAGUAACAGUAAUGAAUCAAGCCGGGCAAAUGCAACAAACAGUAAAUACUGGUAAUACGCCGGGGCAACUGAUUCAAAACCAGCAUCAGAUAAUGACUGGACAGUCUCAUCAGUCUUCGCAACAACCAUUGAAUGUAACUUCUGUGAGCCAACAAAUGUUGCCUACGAUGUCGCAUCAAACACAGUCAGCUCAGCAACAUCAGAUGAUGACUUCUUCAUCUCAGCAUCAAAUGCUUCCAACCUCCCAACAUCAAAUGAUGUCAACAUCACCUCAGUUUAUUCAGCAUCAGACCGUUGUUGCUCAGCAACCAGUUGCACAGACUUCGAACUUUGCGGUGCCUUCUCAGACGCACUUAAGGCAGCAGAAUCCUGUUUACCAACAAAGUUCUCCUCACCGACCUUCUGCUCCUAGAUUUCCUUCCUCCAGUCCAGAAAGUAUCAACCACAACCAACAAUUAUAUCGUGCUCCGCCGCAACGUCCGCCUUCUGUUCAGAGAGUACAAGUGGGCCAGUCGUCCGCAAUCCGGCAAGCACUAGGACAUCUUCCCUCAACGCCAGCCACAUCCGCUUCUACCGCACCGACCGAACCAGUAUCGUUGAACGGAGUAAAACUUCUAGACAAGGAGGCGUUAGAAGCAUUAAUCAAGUCAGUAGAUCCUUUUGAAACGGUGGAGGAUGAUGUGUCAGACGCACUGAAACAGUUGGUGGAAGAGUUUGUUGACGAAGUUGUGGAACAUACAGCACGUGUUGCGAAGCACCGGGGUUCUCCGAGGUUAGAAGCGAAGGAUGUCCAGUAUGUCCUCGAGAAACGUUUUAAGAUUUUUCUACCAGCGCAGACUGUACAUGGUUUUCAACAAAGUGAACGAACUCCUUGUACGAAGCCACCAACGGCGGAAGCCCAUCGACAAAGAAUGGGUCUCAUCAAGAAGUCACUGCAGAAACCGUAG